ACGGUCACAAGCUCUAAUCCAUCUAUCUGAGUAGGAAUCAUCUCGCGACAGGCCACAAGCCUUUAAAGCUUUCCUUCCAUUGUAAUCUAGUUGCGUUGGAUAAUAGCCUUCAAGGACUUCCCUUCCCUCAUCCUUCGACAAGACGCAGGUCAUGGGGGUCUUAACCAACUAGGCGGAAUGUUUGUGAAUGGCCGGCCGCUUCCGGAGGUGAUCCGGCAGCGCAUCGUGGACAUGGCGCACCAGGGUGUGCGGCCUUGCGACAUCUCCCGCCAGCUGAGGGUCAGCCACGGCUGCGUCAGCAAGAUCCUAGGCCGAUACUAUGAGACUGGCAGCAUCAAGCCUGGGGUCAUUGGUGGGUCCAAGCCCAAGGUAGCCACACCCAAGGUGGUGGAGAAGAUAGCCGAGUACAAGCGGCAGAACCCCACCAUGUUUGCCUGGGAGAUCAGAGACAGGCUCUUGGCCGAGGGAGUGUGUGACAGCGACACAGUGCCCAGCGUGAGCUCCAUCAACAGAAUUAUUAGGACGAAAGUGCAGCAGUCCUUCAACCUGCCGCUGGAUAGCAAAGGACUCAGCCCCGGACACACACUGAUCCCCAGCUCCGCGGUCACCCCGCCCGAGUCCCCCCAGUCCGACUCUCUGGGCUCCACCUACUCCAUUAGCGGCCUGCUGGGCAUCCCACAAACCACCACGGAGGGCAAGAGGAGCCACGACGACAGUGACCAGGAGAGCUGUCGGUUGAGCGUGGACUCUCAGAGCAGCGGAGGUGGCCCCAGGAAACAGUUGAGACCAGAGCACUUCCCCCUUACACAGCACCUGGACUGCGGCUUCGAGCGCCACCACUACCCUUCCGACUCCUUCAGCUCAGCCGCAGCCGGCAAAACCGAGCAGGCUUUAUACCCGCUGUCUCUCAUCAACGGAAGCUUAGAGGACGGGAAGGCCAGCCUCUCAACAUCAAGUGCAGCCAUUGGUCGCAACCUGACGGCACACCAGAGUUACGCCGUAGUUGCAGAUCACCUACAGCCCCGCCCACUCUGUCUGAAACAGGAAGUGUCGCCAGAGGUGACCAGCUCAAGCCCUUCCCCCAGCAUCAUAUCCAACUCUGCCUUCCUGGACCUCCAGGCCAUUCAGGCGCCGACAUCUGUCAGUAACAGUUGCGGCAGCUCCGCCUCCCAUUUCUCUCAUGCCUUCAACUCAUUUUCCCAUCAUGCUCCGGUGUAUGGGCAGUUCAGCAGCCAAUCACUUAUCGCAGGGAGAGAUAUGGUCAGUUCUAGUCUCCCAGGUUACCCUCCACACAUCCCGUCUGGUCAGUCAAGCUACUCCUCCUCCGCCAUCACAGGCAUGGUAGCAGGUGCGGACUACUCUGGCCAGACCUACACCCACUCCCCCUACACCUCCUACAGCGAUGCAUGGAGAUUCACCAACUCAGGCAUUCUCGGCUCCCCAUAUUACUACAGCUCUGCCUCUAGAGCUACAGCCCCCUCCACCGCUGCCUAUGACCACCUCUAGUGUCUAGAGAGGAUCCGUGAUCCGGGAGAAAGAACGAGGAAGCCACAAAGAGAUUUAAAGUUCCUCUGGGAGGAGGAAAAGAGGAAGUCAGAGCAGAUGAAUUGUAAUGGCAUUCUACAAAAACCGUUGGCCAGUGGUGAUAUCUGUAGGAUCAUGGACCAUUAGGUUAGCCUUGCUACUGGCCACUGACGCCAUUCAUUUAUUUAUUGUAGUUCAGGGGGCCCAACCCUGCUAUUGGAAAUCUACCACCCUUGCAGGUUUUAGUCUCAACUCUAAUCAAACGCACCUGGUGGUAAUAUUCAGAAGGUCUCUCACAGGGCGUGAUAGGCUGAAUCAGGAGUGCUGUAAUGGGGUGGGAACAGAACAUGGCCGCAGGGUAGGUAGGUUGGCAGGACUGCAGGAGCGGGGUUGGGCACCUCUGAUGUAGUCUGUCUCAGCAGCCUGACACGGAGGCGAAUUACAAACGCGCACAAGUUUACACAAACUCCUCAUGCAGUAGUGUGUCUGUGUAGCAUGUCAUGGGCGUGGACACAGAGACACAGAGACACCCUCUUCCCCGUUCCUGGUCAGGAGAAUGCUGUCCCCGCUCUCCCUGUCCUGGCUCCAUCUUCACAUGCAACCAAAGAUUUUCCUUUUUUUUCUUGUUCAUCUUCGUUUUCUUCUCAUUGACUAGACAUUGGAUGGUAUGACAGAAUCCUCAGAGUGAGACAUUUAACCCAGUGAGACGGGGAAUAAUGCCAUUUAAAUUUAAAAAAAAAAAAAACAUUUUUCCUCAUUCUUGCCCCACUACUCUCCGAGAUUAUCUUUGAUAUUAAUUGAAUUUCCUAAUCCCCGGGUGUUCAUCUCCAUUAAGAUUUUCUGAGCUCUCCAAUCCGGCAGAGACUCAGUACUGAAUAAAGUUCAAAGCUGAGCAGACGCUAUCAGUGUAAUACUGGUCCACUGAUACACUGUUGCAGUGUGCAGUAUUUCUCUUCAGCCCACACCAGUGCCCCAAUGUUCUAUCAACACCAUUGUUUUAGUACAACUGAGCUCUUAGUACUGAGACAGAGAGUGUGUGAUUGCAGUUACAUUUCUGGUUCUUUAAUUCUCCCAGCAUGAGUACCUUUAUCCAGACAGUACAUGCAAACAGAAAGAAUGCAAACAUUCAACAAAUGUGUAUAAUAGACCUACAUAAAAGUGCUCAUCUGCAAAAUGGUACAUGUUUACAGUUUUGGGGCAAUAUGUAUAUAAUGUAUUAUGAUGAUCUGUUAUUACUGAAGAAAAAAAGAAAUGCAGUUUUAUCUUUAAAAUAAUUUUAAAGCAGUCCAUGUAGGGAUGGCAUUAAGAAAUGUAUGAUGAAGUGUUUUCAGAGGCUUUUAUUUUCCUCCUAUACGUAUAUAUAUGUUCCAAAUUUUCUGUCAUGCUAAUGUUUUUGCAAGACCUUGUGAUUCAAAUUUGUUUUAACUUUUGCUGUCAAUAAUAUUAUUGAAGUGUACAUAUGGAAUUUUUACAGAAAUAUUUUAAUUAAAUAA
This is a messenger RNA of Clupea harengus (Atlantic herring), 3017 nucleotides long. RefSeq names its product paired box 8 (gene pax8). Gene Ontology annotation, molecular function: RNA polymerase II cis-regulatory region sequence-specific DNA binding; DNA-binding transcription factor activity, RNA polymerase II-specific. The record is from RefSeq and is a predicted model, not a curated record. NCBI's taxonomy places the organism in Eukaryota, Metazoa, Chordata, Actinopteri, Clupeiformes, Clupeidae. Gene Ontology annotation, biological process: anatomical structure development; regulation of transcription by RNA polymerase II.